Molecule: messenger RNA, 2909 nt
Organism: Anneissia japonica
Lineage: Eukaryota; Metazoa; Echinodermata; Crinoidea; Comatulida; Comatulidae
Exons: 23
Coding region: 228-2849 (873 amino acids)
Biological process (GO): adenylate cyclase-activating G protein-coupled receptor signaling pathway; cell surface receptor signaling pathway
Cellular component (GO): membrane
Molecular function (GO): G protein-coupled receptor activity
Source: RefSeq, a predicted model, not a curated record
GCCAAAAAAGUUUACAAAAGAAGAAAAUAGGAAGAUGAACCUAUUCACUGAUUCGGUAUCAUAGAAUCCGAAUCGUAAUUAAACGUUGAAGCAAGAUUUCACGAUUUCAUAAUUCUGAACAAAGAGCGGAUAUAUAUCACCAACGAUCAACGCAGAGACAUUUCGGUAUGAAAAGUUGACUUACUGGCAACGCUUACAAACAACAAUAACGUCUAUGAUCGCUAAACAUGACUUUGUUUAAGUAUUGCGUGAGCCUCCAUUUAGCAUUACACGUAUCUUUGGCUUAUAACUUGACGUCAACGACUGAAGCAUCAUUCGGCUACGUAUCAUUUGUUAAUGAUACGCCCUCAGCCCCCAGAUAUAGUGCCGAUCACAUAAUGUUAGUUGCUAUAAAGAAGGAUGAUGUCAUACUAUAUACUUACUUAAAUGAAAACAAUGCAAACGAAAUGUUAACAUUCAGCAAACUUCCUCUCCAUGACGUAUACCAACCUAGGUUUGCAGUAUUCGAUCCUGUUGAUGAAAUAGUUUAUUGGUCAAAUCGUUAUGGAAUAUAUCGAGAAUCUAUACAUGGUGGCAGCAAAAAAGUAUUUAUCGACUCACCGGAUACAAAACUUUUACAACUCGACUACAUAACCCGGAAAGUAUUUUGGGUAGACGGUGACUUGUUUGAGGUAAACACGAAUGGGUCAUUCAUGAGACAAGUCUGCGAUAUAGGCCUACAUAACGAAGAUGUCACUGGUGUCAAUAUUGAUACAGAUAACGGAAUUAUGUAUUUCAGUUUAAUUCAUGAUGACAUUAUGACGAUAGGAAGUUUAAAUCUGGCCGAUUGCAGCAUACACACGAUGGUUCUUGGCGACCAGAUACUUCAUGGGCGUAUAGCGUUUGAUAUCGAACAGCAUUCUCUUCAUUGGAUAUUCUAUGACAGGGAUUUUGCUAACUUUGGAUAUAUUAACAAUGGAAUAUGCAAUGUGGCAGUCAAAACCUCAUUCAGGAUUUUAUAUAGGCCCAAUAGUCGUUUUCGUGAUAUCGCUGUUUAUCAGUCGUAUUUAUUUUUUACUUGGAAUGACGACGGAGUUAUUGGACGGAUGCAAAAGAAUGGAUCAGAUCAAGUACUAUUUUUUCAAGACAGACAACAAAAUGGACAAAUUCGAUUGGAAAUUCAAAGAGUUAAUUUUUCAGGAAAAGCGACAGCAACUAUGAACACCGUAAUGGAAACAACGACAGGAUUUCACACGCCUGUGGAUGGUGUAGACUGUGGACCUCGAACUGAUGUAGUAGAAACUCCUAAAAUAUCAAGACAGGAGAAAGUAAUGGAAUAUUUAUUGAAUAAUGACGACAAAAUUCAUGAUCAACAUAUUUUGACUGGAGAUGAAAUAGCGUCCAGUAUGGCAGAUAUUGAAAAAUUGUUAAUGAACAUGUUAAAAUCAUCUGGAAACAGAAGUUACUCGUUUUUGUCUCAGAGGCUUCGUUCGAAAUCAAAAUAUAUUGACAGUAAAUGGGAAUUGAGUGAAGUUAUGGAUACAAACACAAACCAUACAGUGUCUGCGGAUAUUGACAUUGUGCCAGGAGGACUUAUUGCUACUAUAAAUUAUGUAAAACCAGAAGUAAUUGCAGUUGGACCUCAGAACACCGUAAACUUCGAAUUUUCAGACGACAAUUCUUCGAAUAUCAGUACAUCAGUUUAUAUAGUUAGUGGUAUGUUCUCCUUGACUGUAUACCGAGGAAAUAGCGUUGCCGACUGUGGAGUAACAAUUGGCAUACCGAUUCUUUCAUACUACACAAAUCCAACCUUAAAUAUCGACCAAUCGUCGUCAUUAACGUGUGCAUUUUAUGACAUAUUGAUCAAUAAGUGGUCAACGAAUGGCUGUAGUAUGACGUCUUCUGCUGGGGAUGUGGUAAAGUGUACGUGCUCACACAUGACUAGUUUUGCUGUUUUAAUGAAAGUUUCAUCCUACGAGAUUCCGGUACAUCAAUACGAAACGUUGUCCAUAAUAUCUACGAUUGGACUUGCCCUGUCAAUGUCUGCUCUUGUUGUAACACUGACUGUGUACAUGAUUCUACGGAAACUUCAGAAUUCAUUACGGCACACCAUUCACAAGAACUUAAUUGGGAAUUUGAUAAUAUUCGGUAUGAUAUUUUUGACAGCUAUCGACAAAACAGGACAUCAGGUUAUUUGCAAGGUCGUUGGUAUAUCUCUCCAUUAUGAGGUCCUCUGUGUAUUCAUGUGGAUGCUAGCUGAAGCCGUGUACCUCGUCUUUAAAGUUGUCAAAAAGACACCAAGUUCUUACAACAAGUUGAAAUAUUACUUAGUUGUGUGUUACGUCACUCCGUUGUUAAUUGUAUUUCCGGUUGUCAUCGUACGCUAUGACUGGUACACCACUGAGAAACUUUGCUGGUUAUCUACCUCUGGUCGAUGGGCAGUCGUGAUUCCUGCUAUGACGGUAGUCUUGUUCAACCUGGUUCUACUCUCAAAGAUGAUACACAUCAUGUACAUACGUUCUGGACCAAUGAAGCGUAGGUCGCCGGCUAUAAGGGAUGAUUACAAGCAACUUAGAUUCGCCGUUAGAGGAAGCUUCAUCUUGCUGCCUAUUCUUGGUGUGACGUGGGUUGUUGGACCGUUUGCUGUUGAUUCAAACAGUCUCGUUUUAAGCUAUUUAUUCAACAUUUCCAACUCCUUACAAGGACUUUUCAUAUUCAUAGCUUACUGCCUAUUCGACAAAGAGGUCAGAGCGUCUGUGAAGAAACUGCGCAAACGGAAAGGAAAUGUCAGUGCAGCCGAACCCAACACUACAAACCCAGUAACUAUAUCAACAAGUAUUGUCGUAAAGAAUAAUAAUUAUUUUGAAUGACAAUCAUCAGUAUUUGUGCUGAACUGCUAGUCAUAUAUAUACAAUAUAUUGCAAUUUCUG